ACCCGGGGACCGACCGAUGGACGGACCGACCGACCAACAGGCCGCCGCCAUGGCCCACAAGCAGAUCUACUACUCCGACAAGUACUUUGACGAGCAGUACGAGUACCGGCAUGUGAUGCUGCCAAGAGAACUCUUAAAACAAGUGCCAAAAACCCAUCUAAUGUCUGAAGAGGAGUGGAGAAGACUUGGUGUUCAGCAGAGUCUUGGAUGGGUUCAUUAUAUGAUCCACGAGCCAGAGCCACACAUUCUUCUCUUUAGAAGACCUCUUCCAAAGGAUGAGCAGAAAUGAACUACUGUCUAGAAAUGGUCUCCUAAAUCUUCUGGAACUUUAUGUAUAUGAGUGUAUAUAUGUUGGUAGUAUUCAGUGAAUACUUGAAAAUGUACAAACAUACAUCUGUACCUGUGCAUGAGCUGUAUUAUUCACAGCAACAAAGCUCAGUCAAAUGCAAUUCCAAGUAGGCUGCUAUCUGUUCAAAGAGUAAUGAAAUUAUCUUCUUUACUGUUGAUGUAUCUUACUUUGCAUUGAAUUUUCUUUAAUAAAGUUUACCUACUGCAUGUUCUGACUAGAUGAUCUCUUGUUACCUGUGUUCUGUAACUUUUGCACUCAGCUUCUCUGUUGCUGUGUUGCAUGCUCAAAUCCAAGGGUGCAACUGUUCAGUAGUGGACAAAAAGAAAGAAAACUUUUUAAUGAUCCAU
Molecule: messenger RNA, 696 nt
Organism: Oxyura jamaicensis (ruddy duck)
Lineage: Eukaryota; Metazoa; Chordata; Aves; Anseriformes; Anatidae
Gene: CKS2
Product: CDC28 protein kinase regulatory subunit 2
Exons: 3
Coding region: 17-289 (90 amino acids)
Biological process (GO): regulation of mitotic cell cycle
Cellular component (GO): cyclin-dependent protein kinase holoenzyme complex; SCF ubiquitin ligase complex
Molecular function (GO): ubiquitin binding; protein kinase binding; cyclin-dependent protein serine/threonine kinase activator activity
Source: RefSeq, a predicted model, not a curated record